AUGGCGUCUUCUUCCUCAAGUGGGAAUUAUUCAAAUGAUUUGUCUACAUACAAGGAUGUACAAGGCUAUGUCCAUAGUGUUUCUGAUGUUAAAGUACCUGCAAACUCAAAAUCAAGCAGGUACUUCGAUUUCAAGAUGCAGCAAGGAGAUGAAGAAACAAGAGUUGUCUGUUUUAAUGCCGAAUAUCAAGGCCAAUUAAGACAGAAAGAGCAAUCGAAGAGUCCAUGCCGUCUUACAAAUGUGAGUCCCCAGAAACGACAUUAGAGCGAAGGAACGGAGUUUAAAAUGAACAAGUUCUCCAGAAUCGAGACGCCAAAGAAUAUACUGUUCCUGUGGAAGGAGGCAUCAGAUUUACAAGUUACUACCAUAAAAGAAGUCCUUGAGAACAAGAUCAAUGGCAACAUUGUUACACUUAAGGCCCGCAUGGUAACCAAAUCAAAUGUGCAAACGGUGUUUUCUCGUAAUAUGCAAAAAGAUUUGAGAAAAUGUGAUGUAGUCAUCGCUGACGAAUCUGGAACCAUCUCGGUCACAAUUUGGGAAGACGUGAUAGACCAGGUCCAACCAGACUGCAGCUACCACUUUCAAAGCUGGAAAGUCAGCUUCUUCAACAACAAGUAUCACAACGCAACCAAAGAUACAAAGAUUGGGGCGUGUGAUAGUGUCGACCUUUGUCCGGAUGCAAUUGAAAUAGCAAGGAAACUAAACGUGAGCGAGUCCGUCGACAACCUCGUGGAUGUUAGUGGAAACAUCGUGGGUAUUGACGUUGAUAGAUAUUAUAUGUGCAUAAAUUGUAAAGGACGCGUAGAAGAUCUGCCCAACCAAACGAUUCUCAAAUGUUUGAAGUGCCGUUUAAGCAUAAAAAAGAGCGCCAUUUCGUGUAAUACAAGUGAUCCUGCAGAACAACACUGGUGA
Molecule: messenger RNA, 912 nt
Organism: Paramuricea clavata
Lineage: Eukaryota; Metazoa; Cnidaria; Anthozoa; Malacalcyonacea; Plexauridae
Source: the annotation of a GenBank genome assembly